Chelonus insularis is the source of this 1419-nucleotide messenger RNA. RefSeq names its product GPN-loop GTPase 2. Gene Ontology annotation, molecular function: GTPase activity. The transcript is spliced from 7 exons. The record is from RefSeq and is a predicted model, not a curated record. Lineage: Eukaryota; Metazoa; Arthropoda; Insecta; Hymenoptera; Braconidae. Gene Ontology annotation, cellular component: cytoplasm. The coding region runs from base 513 to 1388 and encodes 291 amino acids.
UAUCGCUAACCUAAAAAUUUUUUUAGUAACAGUGAGUAUUUAAUUUUGGAGUUCGAAGACUUUAUAUUUUCUCUGUAAGCUUUUUCAAAAUCAUAAAUGGGAAUGAUUGUUUACAAUAAUGUCUAAUAAUGAUUGUGGAAUAUUGAUUAAUGACCAUCACACCGAUAUUGUCUUAAAGACAUACAGCAAUCGAAUCUUUGUGAUAGUUACACAAUUUAAAAAAUUUGGUUCUAUGGUAACAGUUACAAGAGAAUCUUUGCCAAAUCAACAUAAUAGUGAAACAUAUUCAACCCACAUUAUUUUUGGUAAAGACGUUGAUGAAAUACAUGUUGCAGCCCGCUACAUAGCUGAAGCAAUAAAUAUUGAUAGACCAUUGUUGCUUUCCAUUGCUCUGAAAGAUUAUGAAUUAUCUACUUUAAAGCAAAUAACUGCAGUAAUAAAUACGAUGAAAACUUGGUAAAGGAAAGAACACAAAUAUAUAUUAACAAAAGUUUUAAACAAAAUAGUUCAAAAUGGCUGCGAUAUUUGGUCAACUUGUUAUCGGUCCUCCAGGAAGUGGAAAAACGACGUAUUGCAAUGCAAUGUGUCAGUUUUUAGAAAAAAUAGGUAGAAAAGUAGCUGUGAUAAAUAUAGAUCCAGCUAAUGAAAAUAUGAAAUAUUCCACUACGAUUGAUAUCUCAGAGUUAAUAAAACACGAAGAAGUUAUGGAAACGUAUAAACUUGGUCCCAAUGGAGCUCUAGUUUACUGUAUGGAAUUUUUAGAAGCCAACGUUGAGUGGCUGAUAACAAAAAUCUUAAAUUUAAAAGAUUAUUACCUUAUUUUUGAUUGUCCUGGUCAAAUAGAACUAUAUACACACCAUAAAUCUGUUGCUGCUAUAGUAGAAAAAAUGAGUCAGAAUUUGAUACGACUUUGCAGUGUAUAUUUAAUAGAUUCUCAUUAUUGUAGCGAGCCUGGUAAAUAUCUUUCGUCACUACUUGUCUGUACAAGUACUAUGCUACAAUUAGGAUUACCACACAUUAAUGUUCUUACAAAAUUUGAUCAAAUGAAAAAAUUCAAAGAUAGAUUAGAUUUUAACAUUGAUUUUUAUACCGAAGUCUUAGAUUUACAUUAUUUGUUGGAAAAACUUGAUGAAGAUCCCUUCACGGCUAAGUACAAGAAGCUUAAUGCUGCAUUAAUUUCUUUAAUAGAAGAUUACAGUCUUGUUAGUUUUUUACCAUUAGAUAUUUCUAACCAAAAUUUACUUUUGCAAGUUAAAAAUGCCGUUGACAAAGCCAACGGCUAUAUUUUUGGAGGUAAUGAACCACAAGAUAUUCAAACGCUACUAGCUUGUGCUGUUGGAGCAGUGAACGAAAAUGAAAAAAUGUCUACUCUUGAAUCAUAUUUAUAAUGAAGAUGAUUAAUAAAAAAUUUCACCAAAA